This is a messenger RNA of Heterocephalus glaber (naked mole-rat), 2257 nucleotides long. It is a transcript of the gene Hoxa11, whose product is annotated as homeobox A11. Gene Ontology annotation, molecular function: DNA-binding transcription factor activity, RNA polymerase II-specific; RNA polymerase II cis-regulatory region sequence-specific DNA binding. Lineage: Eukaryota; Metazoa; Chordata; Mammalia; Rodentia; Bathyergidae. Gene Ontology annotation, biological process: anatomical structure development; regulation of transcription by RNA polymerase II. Gene Ontology annotation, cellular component: nucleus. The record is from RefSeq and is a predicted model, not a curated record.
UACUUCACGGAUCCGCUUCAAAGAGGCAGCUGCAGUGGAGAAUCAUGUUAAGCUCGGCUACUGCGGAGAGCCCAAGGUAGCCCAAUGAUGGAUUUUGAUGAGCGUGGUCCCUGCUCCUCUAACAUGUAUUUGCCAAGUUGUACUUACUACGUCUCGGGUCCAGAUUUCUCCAGCCUCCCUUCUUUUCUGCCCCAGACCCCGUCUUCGCGCCCAAUGACAUACUCCUACUCCUCCAACCUGCCCCAGGUCCAACCCGUGCGCGAAGUGACCUUCAGAGAGUACGCCAUUGAGCCCGCCACUAAAUGGCACCCCCGCGGCAAUCUGGCCCACUGCUACUCCGCGGAGGAGCUCGUGCACAGAGACUGCCUGCAGGCGCCCAGCGCGGCCGGCGUGCCUGGCGACGUGCUGGCCAAGAGCUCGGCCAACGUCUACCACCACCCCACCCCCGCCGUCUCGUCCAAUUUCUAUAGCACCGUGGGCAGGAACGGCGUCCUGCCGCAGGCUUUCGACCAGUUUUUCGAGACGGCCUACGGCACCCCGGAAAACCUCGCCUCCUCCUCCGACUACCCCGGGGACAAGAGCGCCGCGGAGAAGGGGCCCCCGGCGGCCACGGCGACCUCCGCGGCGGCGGCCUCGGCGGCGGCGGCCACUGGCGCGCCGGCAACUUCAAGUUCGGACGGCGGCGGCGGCGGCGGCGGCGGCUGCAGGGAGGCGGCGGCGGCCGAGGAGAAGGAGCGGCGGCGGCGCCCCGAGAGCAGCAGCAGCCCCGAGUCGUCUUCCGGCCACACUGAGGACAAGGCCGGCGGCCCCAGUGGGCAACGCACGCGAAAAAAGCGCUGCCCCUACACCAAGUACCAGAUCCGAGAGCUGGAGCGGGAAUUCUUCUUCAGCGUCUACAUCAACAAAGAGAAGCGCCUGCAGCUGUCCCGCAUGCUCAACCUCACUGACCGUCAAGUCAAAAUCUGGUUUCAGAACAGAAGAAUGAAGGAAAAAAAAAUUAACAGAGACCGUUUACAGUACUACUCAGCUAACCCGCUUCUCUAAGGCUCCAGCCAGCUGGAAUUGGGUGGGGGGCUCCAUACAUGUGAAAUAAUAUGCAAAUUUUGCCCUUGACAAGGUCAAGCCACAUGGUGACUUUUGAAAAAAGGAGGUGUGCAAGAGAGGAAGGCUACAUGGAGAUAGCCCAAAGGGAGAGGACCUGGGACUCUCUUGGUUAAGAUCUCAAUGGUUAAGGUUGCUAAUAAUUGGAUUCUGAGCGUUGUGCAUCAGCUAGAGUGAAUGGUUUGGGAUGCCUGGUGGUUCACUCUUGGAGCCCAAGGCACUUCAGGCUGGGUGUGGUCUCCUAGGGGACUAGGCCCUCUGCCAGGGCCUCUGGAGGCCAACCCCCCUCCAGGACCCUCCCCACAGAGCCUGGCCACCCUAGGACUCCUAAGUCAAGAAGCUGUAUGCUCUCCAAGCCCAGUUUACCUGGAGACAGGGGCAGAAGGAAAGGUGAGGAUUCCUAAAUGCCCAGAACGGGGUACUUUUUGAAGCGAGUGUGAAAGGCAGCUGGACUAAGGGGUGGCUGUAAGGUGGGGGAAAGGCUGCAGAUCCUGGAGGGAAAAGAAAUUUAUCCAGAGGGCAUGCAUGUCUUCCACCCCUCCUAACAACCCUCCACAGUGACCCAGGUCUGAGCUCCUAGCAGCCACUUCCUGCACCCCACCUGGAUUUUCUUCCUUCCAAUAGGGUCUUCAUCCCAACCUGCCACUCAGGCCCAAAGCCUGGCUGCAGAUAGGACUGUUUCCUGAGGUUGAAGGCAUUGAAAAGCCCAGAGGCUGCACCCAGGCCGCUGGCCCCUCGAUCUCUGCAGGAAAUGCCUGUGGAGUGCAGCAGUUUGGCAAAGUCUCCACCACAUUAAUGAAGCUUGGAUUUUUGCUCAAUGUUGGGCAGUGGGCCUGGCCAGCGGGUCCUCAACUAUGGCUAUGAGGGGCUGGAGUCCCCCAGUUCCCCGGUUCUGGCUCCACACUCUGCCACCAUUGACUCAGAACUGAGCUUGGAAGCUUUCCUGGACCUUCCAAGAGCCCAAGAGUGAUUUGGAAUUAUUUUAAAAGAUAAAUAUUAUAUUAUAUAUAUAUAUAUUUCCCUGAAGGAACCAAAGUGAAUUUUAAAAAGAUGCAAUGUGGGGGGGGGUGAUGAAAAUAUUUAAAGGCUCUAUCUGUUUACAGUGGUCCACGGUUAAACUCGCUCACUGCUAAGAAUAUUUGAAUGUACGCUUCAU